AUAUUUUAUUCAUAGUAUCUUCUCGCUCUAAUUCCUAACUUCGCUGCUGAUAGUGAUAAUACAUCACAUGAGGGUACAGAAGAAGAAGAAGAAGAAGCAGCAGCAGUACCGUGUGAAGUUAUAGUUAUAGGUGCAUGUACGUAGUAGCAAACCAGGCUGUGUGUAUAUAUAGACUUGUGCUGUUCUCUUGAGAUGGCAUCCAAACCUCCCAAAAUCUCUCAAUCAUCCCUCUCCCUUGGCCUUUGCAGCCAUCUCACGUGAAUUGCUUAGCUGCUCUGCUUUUUCUCCAAUUUCGUCCCCUGUGUUCCCAUUACAACUUUCUUUCCUCAGCCAAUACCCGUUGCUUCAAUUUGCCUGGUUUUCUUUUCUGGGUUGUUCCUGCUUCGCUACCUACAUAUAUAGUCACAUAUUCUUUUCCUUCUUUUCCUUUGGUUCUGUUUAACAAAUGGAGGGAGACAAGAAGCAUGUCAGCGCUGGUGCUGCUUCUUCUUCGUCAUUGGCGGCUGAACUUUUUGGGACCAAGGAGUCACCGCCCAGUUCUUCAGCUGGGGUUUUCGCUUCCAUCUUCCCGCCUCCAUCCACUGUCCUGAAGAAGUCUUCCAACUCUGCGGGGGCUGGAACUUGGCACAAGUAUCAGCAUCACUCUGGAAAGCAUGGAACAACAGCAAUGAAUGGUGAGGCUGGAAGCUAUGGCAUCAUGGGUCACAGCAGGGAGAGGAUGGAGCCAUGCCAUCUGAGUUCAUCGAUUUACUAUGGCGGCCAAGAAAACUACUCUCAGUCUCCAAGUAGCCAAUCCCCUGGCUCAUAUCCUAUCUUCAAGAAAGAUGGAGAAGAGGAUGAUCCUAAUGGAAACAAUUCCAACAGUGCUUCCAGAGGGAAUUGGUGGCAAGGUUCUCUAUAUUACUAGGACCCUCGACUGCUUUGCCAUGCGGAUUUACCCUUCUAUUUUCCAAAGGUAUGUACUUUGAAUCCAAAAUGCCUGCUUCUUUCAGUGAUUUGCUGAUAAACUGGUAUAUGCCAGCUUUUGCACCUGAACCAUCAAUCAUUCCUAUUAUUUCCCACUGUCAUCUUCUUCCAUGAUCACACAGAUGGCAUCCACUGACUGUUUCAUUUUCAUAGCCUGCAAGUGGUGGUGGGGUGUCCUUUCAGUAUUCUUAAUAAAUGGGUGUCCCAGAUUCACUUACUAGUAGGGUGGAAUAGAAACUGAUCUUAGUUUCUGUAGUAAUAGGUAGGGUUCAGAAGAGCCCCCACCCACUUGAAUUUUCAUUCAGAAGCAUGAACAUCCAUUGUUUUGUUGUUGAUGUUGUGAUUGCAGGAAUUCAUGGAAAUCUGUGGGAUAUGUAUGUUUGAGGUGCAAAAUCAAUAGUAAACUAUGUGGACAAAACUAUCAGCCAUGGUUAAAAAAGGGACUCUUGCAAGUGGAAGAGCUGAUUACGGGUAUGAAAAAGAUAUCUGCUUCCAUGAAAAAGAUGUACCAUAAGUUGUGUGACACUCAUUCUUUCUUUUGGUCUCAAAAGGCUGCUGCUGUACAUUGUUCUGCGUUUGCUAGCUUGUGAAAAGUGAAAACCUAAAACUGUAACAAACUUCUGGGCAUCUC
This is a messenger RNA of Linum trigynum, 1597 nucleotides long. The record is from the annotation of a GenBank genome assembly. Lineage: Eukaryota; Viridiplantae; Streptophyta; Magnoliopsida; Malpighiales; Linaceae.